Molecule: messenger RNA, 1591 nt
Organism: Paramacrobiotus metropolitanus
Lineage: Eukaryota; Metazoa; Tardigrada; Eutardigrada; Parachela; Macrobiotidae
Exons: 5
Coding region: 138-1232 (364 amino acids)
Molecular function (GO): DNA binding
Source: RefSeq, a predicted model, not a curated record
GACUUGUCUUUUGAUUUUAAAAUUUUUCACGUUUCAUUUCAAAAUUAAACAGUCUGUAACUGAAAAGGUUUGUUCUGUCUCACCGCCACAAAAAAUUUGCUGCUUCUAGUGAAUAUCUGGACAGCGAAAUAAUUUGGAUGCAGUUUCAAUCCAUUCUAAAGAGCCAGGACUGCAUCACCAAAAUGGCGAGAGUGGAUUAUCCAAGCGUUACUGAUGAGCAGGUGGCCAUCAUGAUCGCUUUAUUCAACAAGGGAGAAAGCCAUCGUUCCAUUGCUCUUCAGCUGGGUAUCAAUGAGUCCAUCAUACGCGAUAUUUUAAAGAAACACAAAGUGGUUAAGUCCAAGAAGGAUAAAUGGGCGUCCACACUGACAUCCGUCCAAGAGGAAGCGUUAGUGAAAUUCCUGAUAAAGAGCAGCACAUUCCAGGGAUCCUUCCGUGCCUUCAAGAGUCUGCUGGAAAAAUGGGCCCUCGACCAUCGUUGGGCAUGCAACAUUAACUUCUCAUGGCGGCGUUCCUUCCUGAAACGCCAUCAACUGCGCUUACCGGACAACAUCAAAAAGUACCUGAUGGUUCGCCCGAAAGAAGAAGGUCUGGACGUGGCGCACAUGGUGGUGCAGCCGACGGAUGUGGAGGAGGAAAUGGUGGACGAGGGCCCUGCCGAGGACGACAGCGUGGAGUGGCGCAUUGUCGCCGACGAGCAAGCGCAGCCCGGUGGGGGGCUAUCGCAGCAGACGGGCUCCACGGAGGAUGAGGAAGAGGCCGAGCAGGAAGUGGUGCAUCAGGAGAUACAUCUGACGGAGGACGAGAAGGCCGAGUUGGCGCAAGCGGUGCAGAUGGCUAUGGUCGUCUUCAGUCGGGCUGGUGUUUCCGAUGAACGAGCACAAAGGCUGCUGCGCAAUAUGAGUGUUCCAGGCUUUGGUCCUCCGGACAAACCCAAACCACGAAGUCAGCGAAAGAAGCUUCCUGGAUUCAACAGAAUCAACUGGGCAGAGUCAUGGCGCAUUACCAGCACAACACCGGCAACUCUUACUACGGUUAAUUAUGAACCCCCUCGCCUACCCGCCAAGAAAACGCCGUUGCAGUUGCGAGUUUUAGAACGCGAGUUCGUGAAAAAUCACCAUCCCACACAUUUGCAGUCGGAAGCCCUGGCAAAGAAACUCUCACUCCCUCAUGAAGCUGUAUUAUCUUGGUUUCGGAAUCGACGCCAGAAAUCAACCAAGAAGAAGCCGUAAGAGAUUUAGUGGUGCUUUUUUAGUUUAUUGCUCUUGUGCUGUCUCUUGCAUGAAAUUGUGUUUAUGGUCUUACCGUUUUCUGUAUAACAUAGAUAUUUGUGUACCAAAUUUAUUGUACAUACAUUCUACACUUACCGAACCGAAUCGUCUUUGGAGUUUAACCAAAUCGAAAAUAACUGGUCAAUGUAACCGAUAGUUCAAAUUGUCUGACUCUUUGAAUUUUCCGCUUUCUUCAAAUUGUAAUUCCACUAUUCGUUCAUUUUGUUUGUGGUUUUGUGGACCGUAUUUGUUAAUCAAGAAAGUUUCACUUUCGAACCUACGUUUCUGACUUUUGGCAACAUUGCAAAAUAAAAUUCAGA